AUGACUUACGCUCUGUCCGAAGCCCACAAGGCUCAAAUGCACGAUGGCCUCAAGGAGUCCGACCCUGAGAUCUCCGCGCUCAUGGAGCUCGAGAUUCAGCGUCAGCGUGAGUCAGUCGUCCUGAUCGCUUCGGAGAACUUCACCUCCUCCGCUGUCUUCCAGGCCCUUGGUACCCCCAUGUCCAACAAGUACUCUGAGGGUUACCCUGGUGCUCGUUACUACGGUGGCAACCAGCACAUUGAUGCCAUUGAGAUCACCUGCCAGAACCGUGCUCUGAAGGCCUUCAACCUGGACCCCGCCAAGUGGGGUGUCAACGUCCAGUGCCUGUCUGGCUCCCCUGCCAACCUGCAGGUCUACCAGGCUCUGAUGCGCCCUCACGACCGUCUCAUGGGUCUUGACCUCCCCCCAUGGUGGUCACUUACCGCUACCCGCAAGAUCUCUGCUGUCUCUACCUACUUCGAGACCUUCCCCUACCGUGUCAACCUUGAGACUGGUAUCAUCGAUUAUGACCAGCUCGAGACCAACGCCGAAAUGUACCGCCCCAAGUGCCUGGUCGCCGGUACCUCCGCCUACUGCCGUCUGAUUGACUACAAGCGUAUGCGCCAGAUCGCUGACAAGGUCGGCGCCUACCUGAUUGUCGAUAUGGCCCACAUCUCGGGUCUUAUUGCUGCCGGUGUCAUCCCCUCUCCCUUCGAGUACGCUGAUGUUGUCACCACCACCACCCACAAGUCCCUCCGUGGUCCCCGUGGUGCCAUGAUCUUCUUCCGCAAGGGUGUCCGCAGCACUGACAAGGCCGGCAAGGAGGUCCUGUACGACCUUGAGAACCCCAUCAACUUCUCCGUCUUCCCUGGUCACCAGGGUGGUCCUCACAACCACACCAUCACUGCUCUGGCCGUUGCCCUUAAGCAGGUUGACACUCCUGAGUUCAAGCAGUACCAGGAGCAGGUCAUCAAGAACGCCAAGGCCAUCGAGAACGAGUUCAAGGCCCUUGGCCACAAGCUCGUCUCUGAUGGCACUGACAGCCACAUGGUUCUCCUGGACCUGCGCUCCAAGGCCCUCGACGGUGCCCGUGUUGAGGCUGUCCUCGAGCAGAUCAACAUUGCUUGCAACAAGAACUCCAUCCCCGGCGACAAGUCUGCCCUGACCCCCUGCGGUAUCCGUAUUGGUGCCCCCGCCAUGACCACCCGUGGUAUGGGCGAGGAGGACUUCAAGCGCAUUGCCGAUUACAUCAACCAGACCAUCGACCUGUGCAAGAAGAUCCAGAGUGAGCUGCCCAAGGAGGCCAACAAGCUCAAGGACUUCAAGGCCAAGGUCGCCUCCGAUACUGUCCCUGAGAUCCUGGCUCUCCGCAAGGAGAUUGCCGCCUGGGCCAGCACCUUCCCUCUGCCCAUCUAA
This is a messenger RNA of Penicillium manginii, 1395 nucleotides long. Its product is annotated as glycine hydroxymethyltransferase SHM2. Gene Ontology annotation, biological process: tetrahydrofolate interconversion; L-serine catabolic process; folic acid metabolic process. Gene Ontology annotation, cellular component: cytoplasm. The transcript is spliced from 4 exons. Gene Ontology annotation, molecular function: serine binding; cobalt ion binding; zinc ion binding. The record is from RefSeq and is a predicted model, not a curated record. Bases 1 to 1395 code for a protein of 464 amino acids. NCBI's taxonomy places the organism in Eukaryota, Fungi, Ascomycota, Eurotiomycetes, Eurotiales, Aspergillaceae.